Messenger RNA from Fundulus heteroclitus (mummichog), 4183 nucleotides. RefSeq names its product angiomotin like 2a (gene amotl2a). The record is from RefSeq and is a predicted model, not a curated record. Gene Ontology annotation, biological process: angiogenesis; regulation of cell migration; establishment of cell polarity involved in ameboidal cell migration. The coding region runs from base 293 to 2395 and encodes 700 amino acids. Gene Ontology annotation, cellular component: cytoplasmic vesicle; bicellular tight junction; plasma membrane. Lineage: Eukaryota; Metazoa; Chordata; Actinopteri; Cyprinodontiformes; Fundulidae. The transcript has 11 exons.
GCCUUAACAUUCCUCUCAUUCCUGGCGCAGCGAACAAUCAGUCAUUAUAUCCGCGCGGCUCGCAGCUCGCUCGCGCUCAGUUCGCUGCUGCUGCCCAGUCAGCGCGCACAUGUCCGCGUGCCGUGGAGAACUAUAGCCGGGAUUUAGAAGCUCGCCGCAGAAUAUUUCAAGGCCAUACUCUUAUCAGACUUUGCGCUGGAAUGAGACGCGAUGCGUGAUUGUUGAGGUGCCAACGCUUCUACAUCGACCCUGGUUUUUCUUUAAGCUUUGGACUGAUCUCCUGUUGACUGAAAUGAGGACAGGGGAGGACUCCUCCGGAACAGUCUUGCAUCGCCUCAUCCAGGAGCAGCUCCGCUAUGGGAACCUAACAGACACUCGCACUCUCCUGGCCAUCCAGCAGCAGGCCCUGCGCGGAGGAAGCAGCGGCGGGGGCACGGGCAGUCCCCGCUCCUCGCUGGAAAGCCUCACGCAGGAGGAAACCCAGUACAUGCAGAUGUCGACGCGGCAGGAGCCUCAGGGGCAGGAGCACCAGGGGGACUGCCUGCCCUCUGAGAGCCCCAUGUCUCAUCUCUAUCAGCUCCACAGGGAGGAGCUGCCAACCUACGAGGAGGCUAAAGCACACUCGCAGUACCUCGUCUCCCAGAGGGAGAAACUGGAAGAGGACGGCCCUGGCAUGGACGCGGCGGGGAUUCAGAGCGAGGGACAGUGGGAUCUGAAGCGGGAGCACGCUCGCUCCCUCAGCGAGAGGCUCCUGCAGCUCUCUCUGGAGAGGAACGCACACAGAGACCCCGUGGCUCUGACCUCCUCGCACAGCUACCCGCAGCUUUACGACAACGUUGCGUUAAACGCCGCGACGCCGCACCGACCGGAGAGCCAGCCGAGCGCAGAGCAGCGGGGACCUCCUCCGGGCUACCCUCUGUGCGCCAGGGUUCCCGAAUACAUGCUCAGCUACUCGCAGGAGCACGUGCAGUACCACAAGGACCCUCCUCCCCCGUUCUACUCGCAGCACCACAGGUAUGUGUCUGCUCAGGCCCAGGUGGCUCAGAACAGCGUCAGUGAAUCCUCCACCAGCAAUGACGCGCUGAUGAGGGAGAAUGAGCAGCUCAGGAAGGAGCUGCAGGUGUACAUCCAGAAGGCAGCCAGACUGCAAAAGCUGGAGCUGGAGAUUCAGCGGAUAUCCGAGGCAUACGAGACCCUGAUGAGAGGCUCUGCUAAGAGGGAAACCUUGGAGAAAACCCUGAGGAAUAAACUGGAGGCCGAGAUUAAGAGGAUGCACGAUUUUAACAGAGACCUCAGAGAGCAACUUGAAGCAGCUAACAAACAGAGAGCCGCCGGUGGCGCUGAGUCCACAGACCCGAGGCAGCACGUCUUCGUUAAACUCCUGGAGCAAAAUGAGGAGCAGCAGCGGGAGCGCGAACGGCUGGAGAGGCAGAUCCAGCAGCUGCGCUUGUCUGGCGAAGAGUGCCAGCGCAGAAGCGAGCGGCUGGAGCAGGCCCUGUCCUCGGCGCAGGGCCGCAACCGGCAGCUGGAGGAAGAGCUGCACCGGAAGACGGCCUACAUGAAGAAGGUGGAGCGGCUGCAGAGCGCCCUCGCUCAGCUGCAGGCGGCGUGCGAGAAGAGGGAGGUCCUGGAGCUGCGGCUCCGCACCCGGCUGGAGCAGGAGCUGAAGAGCCUCAGGGCACAGCAGAACCAGACGACCAACCUCACAGCGUCAGAGCUGAGCUCGUCCACGUUGCAGCAGGAGCUGAGGGAAAAAGAGGAGCGCAUCCUGGCGCUGGAGGCCGACAUCACCAAAUGGGAGCAGAAGUAUCUGGAGGAGAGCACCAUGAGGCAGUUUGCCAUGGAUGCAGCGGCUACGGCGGCGGCACAGAGGGAUACGACAAUCAUCAAUCACUCACCCAAGAAUUCGCCUAACAGCAGCUUCAACGAAGACCUGUCUCUGUCAAGUCACAGACACCAGGAGAUGGAGAACAGGAUCCGUGAGCUUCACGCCCGGCUGCUGGAGAAGGAUGCCGUGAUCAAAGUGCUCCAGCAGCGCUCCAGAUGGGAGCAAGGCAGGCUGGAGAGCCAGGGGCUUCGUCCGGCCAGAUCCGUCCCCACGAUCAACACCGUGACAUGUAGCACAUUGAGUAAAGGAAAGAGCCUCUCAGAUGACCAGACAGGUGCUGCCGCGUUGAAAAAAACCCCGUCCUUUGUCCCGGCCAAGGCGCCGACCCAAGACUCCAGCACCCAGAGUGAUGAGGCCACGCAGGAGCUGGAGGUCAUAGCAGAGCAGGACAAGUCACAGGCCACUGAAGGGAAUCCAGCAGUUUCUAUGGGCACUUCGGAGGAGCCGAGGGCGCUGCUCAAGAUGUUCAAGAGUUCCAAUGCAGAGGCGAUAGAAAUCCUCAUAUGAGCCGUGACUGCUGCUAAUGAGGCCGAAUGGUGACAGAAACGUUUUCCCGAGGAGAGGAGAUAAGGUCUUCAGUCGAUGUGAGCGGCUUGCAGAGUGCAGAGCGUAGGACUGGGAUUUUGAGGAGAGCGGCGCUUUCCUUUGGCCGUUUCUGCACAUUUCACAAGUGAAUGGGGGUAAACUACACGGUACCUGGACAGUAUUUUGCGAUGCAAAAGGAACUGGGCUGCUGAUACUGCAUGUUGUUUGUCAUUAGUUGUGAAUUUGGAUUUUUAUUUGUAAAUGCUGCUCCUUUUGUCAUGUGACUGUUGACGUGCUCCACCUUUUCAAUUUGAGAAGAAAAAUUAUUAUUAUUUUCAUUAUUAUUAUUUUCAUUAUUAUUGUUAUUAUUAUUAUUAUUCAUAUUUUCUUACUUUUCCAUGUUCAGCUUGGCUUUCUUGAAUCUUGAAAUUACUGUGGCAUCCCAAUAGCCACACUCUCUCUUCCAGUAAUAUCUAUUUAUACAGAUGCUCAGAAAAAGAAUGGCCUCCAUUUGGGAGCUGUGUUUGAGAAACAGCUCCACCCUAAAUGAACAGUCUCCCCUCUCUCUUAAACUCGUCCGGGACCCCUGCUUGCAGCUCGCUGGAGGAUUUAGAAACUUCCGCUGAAUGCACAGCUUGCAAGACGCACGCUCCUCCACUCUUAAAAAAGCUGCCGAGGAUUGACGACAUUUCACUGGGGCCCAAUUUUCCAGAUCCCCAGUUCAUGUUUGGGGCCUCAGAUGGCGGAUGCCCAGCAUUUCGCUCCCCUCCGAUGACACACUGGAGCUAAUCUUCUCACAUUCCUCGCUGAGGGAAUGCUCCAGUUAAAGAAAAAGGCUAUCUAAAGUCUGACCCCUCGGCCUUGUUAAAAUGGCACGCAUUCUUUCGUAUGCUCGUACGCCGGCUUUUCUUGGGCAGUUUAUUUCCUCCCUAGUGCUGGUAGCUGGUUCUACCAUGUGUGAAGAGGGUUUUUUUUUAACUAUAAUUGUCCUGCAUCUGCUAUUCUAUUUGUUGUCUCCAUCACUGUGUUAUAUUCAGCAGAGUUUUUUACCAUAGUUCACAUAUCAGAGUUGCCUAAAUGCUUAACAAGGAAUGUUCUAUUUAUUUCUCUUGCUUAGUGUAGGAUUACUGAACACUGUUGAAUGCAGACUACUAUUUUCCAGAAUGUUGUGCUGUAUAUAACUGGAACAUGCCAUCAUUUUCUCUACCGUUUAGUGCUAAAAGCCACUAAAAUCACACGAAGCUCACAUGCUAUCAUCUAUUUAUCAUCCAAUUUUCACUCUUGACGUUUAUUUUAUCAAACAGCAUUCAUUAAAGUUAUAUUCUGAAGAGCACAAAUAGCAAACAAAACCUCACAUUUAAUAUGUUUUUCUCCAUUAGUUUCAUAUUUCCCAUCAUGGUCCAUUUGCCGGUCAAUGCCAUGUUUCAGUUUGGGUUACAUACUGUCCUAUUAUUUUUUUGGAAUGUUGUUUACAUGAAUGGAAAUUUGAAGUGAGAAAAGUUAAUAUAUUUUGUUUGUUUCUUGUCAUCGUAUAUAUAUAUAUACAUAUAUAUAUACAUGUGAUUAUUUUGUGUCGUGGUGCCAAAGAUGUAUUGCGUGUUUAAGUUAUAACUGAUGGAAAAGAAAAACAAAGGGCCUAGUAAAGCGCCUUGCUUCAGCUGGUUGAACCGAUUUGAUGUUGCUGUGAACUUUUGUAAAGGAAACAUUUGGAUGUAUGCCUUAACAUUUCACAAUAAUAAAUAAAUAUUUCUAAUAUAUGUCUGAUAAAAA